Molecule: messenger RNA, 942 nt
Organism: Euleptes europaea (tarantolino)
Lineage: Eukaryota; Metazoa; Chordata; Lepidosauria; Squamata; Sphaerodactylidae
Product: glioma pathogenesis-related protein 1-like
Exons: 6
Coding region: 1-942 (313 amino acids)
Cellular component (GO): extracellular region
Source: RefSeq, a predicted model, not a curated record
AUGAAAUGCAGAUUGUUUUCUCAACUUUGGCUGGUAUUGGAGCUCUCUGUUUGCUGUUACACCUAUGAUCAAACGUCACUGCCUGAUAUAGAAGACCAGCAGUUUAUACUGGACUGUGUGAAAACUCACAAUAAUUUUCGGUCCAAGGUGAAUCCUUCAGCCAGCAACAUGCAGCAUAUGACCUGGGACCCUGCAUUGGCAAAGACUGCUAAAGCAUGGGCAAAGAAGUGCCACUUUGAUCAUAAUAUCUAUCUCAGAACUCCAGGAAAGGUUCACCCUACAUUUACUCCAGUUGGAGAAAAUAUCUGGACUGGCUCACUGUUUUUGUUCUCUGUAAAAAAUGCAGUGAAAGACUGGUAUGAUGAAGUCAGUUACUACAACUUUGGGAGCAGAGCAUGUACAAAAGUUUGUGGUCAUUAUACACAAGUUGUUUGGGCAACUAGUUAUAAAGUUGGCUGUGCUGUCCAGUUCUGCCAGAGAGUUUCGGGUUUUGAACAUCUCUCCAACGGAGCACAUUUUGUGUGCAACUACGGACCAGCUGGCAAUUAUCCAGUGAAACCUUACAAAACCGGAAGCCCAUGCAGAGAAUGUAACGGAGAAAAGUGUGUAGAUAAUCUCUGUGAGAAUCCAGAGCGCGACCAGUUGCUGAGUUACUCCAAUUGGUCACCAGAUUGGGAUGUACUUGAGGAUGGAACAAAGUCCCCACCCAAAGCUCCUCCCAUUCCACCGAAACACAUUCCUCCAUACCCUACCAGAUUCACACCAACACAGAAGCCACCAUAUUCUGCUCCUUCACCCCCCAGUGCCCCUAUUCCAUCCCAUUCUACAUGUGACUCAUACUGCAUUACUGUGAUAGUACUAAGAUUAUUGUUUAUAUUGUUGACUUUUGGUGCAGUGGCCAUAUUAUCCAAGAAAUAUCCCAAAUUGUUUAUUUAUGAAUAA